GUCCUUUGUGUUUCACGGCGGAGCCACGCCCCUUUCUCCCAAGAACGACCCACUCCUCUGUCACCUGCUGGAGAUGCUCCCUGUCCCAAUUCCCGAUCCCAUAGAGAGUUUUGCUCAACAGGUGUCAGGUGUGAAGUUGCUGGGGUGGGGGGUGGGGAGGAAGAACGUAGUGAAAACGGGGCCAAGAUCUUUGCCGGACGGUAUCUGGGAGCUGGAACAGCCGCGAGCCAGAGGGCUAGCCGUCCUGAUCCCUGAAACUCCUUCAUUCUUGGCACUCCGGGCUCCUCACCCUAGAUAGAACUCUGCUGUUCUUGCAUUUUUCCUGCUUAGAAGCUUGUCUACUGGACUUUUGUAAUAGCUCUUCCCCUCGGUACGAAUAUGGGCAAGACUUUUGCCCAGUAUAGGCUUCAGUUACCACAUGUGUAUAAAGGAGAAGAGAGAUGAAGGAGAUGAUCUCCAGGUCCCCUGCCAGUGACAACAUUUCUGUGAAUCUGGGUGCGUCAACUCAGAGCAUAAUAGAAAGGGCUGUGGUCUCAGCCAGGGCACUUCUGAAUCUGAGAUUGGAUUACUUCCAUGGCAGCCACAUCUGCUGACUCACGGACCCCAACGUCUUUUUUUCACAUGCAUUGUUAAAGUUGAUCUCCCCCAUCCUGUAACUAUUGCCCUUUUUAAAAACAACGACUAAGUACAGGAGUUUGCAUUUAUCCCUGUUAUAUGUAUAAGAUAUGGCCUUUUUUUUUUUUUUCUUUUCCCCCAGUUUGUCAAGAGAUUCUUUUCUGUGUUGAAUCUCAUGCAUUAAUUCUCCCUUGAAACUUCUUGUCAUUUUUGAGUUUGGUCAGCAGGUCUUCAGUGUCAGCUUCUGAUAUUCCUAAAAGUACUGAUCAGUAAAGAAAUAUACAUCACACCACCACAGACCUCCCUCCAAACUACCAUUUCCCCCAGUAAUAAGCAUUUCACCAUUUAGUUGCUUAAGUGGGUAUAAACUCUCCCUGCCAUCUGGUCAGUGUUUCUCACUUGGGUGGCUUGAAGACCUUGGCAGCUGGAGCUGGAUCUUGAAAGGCAGCCUUUAGCUUUUGUGAGAAGCAGAGAUAUGCCGUUCUCUUUAGUCAACAUUUACUGAGCAUUGCCUGUGCUAAGCAUGAGGAUAGUAAAUGACCUGGAGCUUGUGUCUAAUGAGAGGCUGACAGAAAAACAACUAAAUACUCUCAAUACAGAGGAAUCCUUAAAAGUUAUGGGGGGCACUGACUUGGCUUAACUAAUGGAGCUAUGUGGGUGAGCCACACAUCAGAGGUUUCAGGGACUAGCUGCUGUAUAAGUAGGGCCUUGCAUGAUAAGUAAGAUCUCCCCAGGGGAAGCUGAGCAGGGCCUUUGUACAGUCCAAGAGCACAGCAAACACCAAACCACAGAGGUGGGUUUGGGGAUGGUGACUGGGUUUACUGAAGCAGUCUCCAUCAUACUGGGUUCUGACAAGGACUGCGCCAGCUUAGCUGUAUCUUCGGGUUUUUCUGAGCAAUACUGAGUGCCCCCUUGUGUUCUGUAGGGGAGGAACACAGUCCAAGGUCCUUUUACUCUCAGAAGAUGGGCAGAUCCUGGCAGAAGCAGAUGGGCUCAGCACAAACCACUGGCUGAUCGGGACAGACAAGUGUGUGGAGAGGAUCAACGAGAUGGUGAGCAGGGCCAAACGGAAAGCAGGGGUUGAUCCUCUGGUACCGCUUCGAAGCUUGGGCCUAUCCCUGAGCGGUGGGGAGCAGGAGGAUGCGGUGAGGAUCCUGAUGGAGGAGCUGAGGGACCGAUUUCCUUACCUGAGCGAAAGCUACGUAAUCACCACUGACGCCGCUGGCUCCAUCGCCACAGCUACACCUGAUGGUGGGAUCGUUCUCAUCUCUGGGACGGGCUCCAACUGCAGGCUCAUCAACCCCGAUGGCUCUGAGAGUGGCUGCGGUGGCUGGGGCCACAUGAUGGGGGAUGAGGGCUCAGCCUACUGGAUUGCACAUCAAGCAGUGAAAAUAGUGUUUGACUCCAUCGACAACUUAGAGGCAGCUCCUCAUGACAUUGGCUAUGUCAAACAGGCCAUGUUCAACUAUUUCCAGGUGCCAGAUCGGCUUGGAAUCCUCGUACACCUGUAUAGGGACUUUGAUAAAUGCAGGUUUGCUGGGUUUUGCCGGAAAAUUGCAGAAGGUGCCCAGCAGGGAGACCCCCUUUCCCGUUACAUCUUCCGGAAGGCUGGGGAGAUGCUGGGCAGACAUGUUGUGGCAGUGUUGCCUGAGAUUGACCCAGUCUUGUUCACAGGGGAGCUUGGCCUCCCCAUCCUGUGUGUGGGCUCUGUGUGGAAAAGCUGGGAGCUGCUGAAGGAAGGUUUCCUUUUGGCGCUGACGCAGGGCAGAGAGAUCCAGGCUCAGAACUCCUUCUCCAGCUUCACCCUGAUGAAGCUGAAUCACUCCUCUGCUCUGGGUGGGGCCAGCCUAGGGGCCCGGCACAUUGGACAUCUCCUCCCCAUGGACUACAGUGUCAACGCCGUUGCCUUCUACUCUUAUACCUUCUCCUAGGGGGUUGGCCCUGGCUCCACCCCCUCCAUGCCCAGUGGACAUUGGGUGCUGGAAGGGAGGGGACUCUUUUUUCCUUUUUUUUUUAUUAAAAAAAAACACAUAUAAAAGAAAAUAAAUGCACUUUACCCACUCUCCAAUUGGAUUGUGUUGUGAAGCACACUUGCUGUGUACAUUCAGUGCAUCUGCCGGCAGGGAGCCCAGAGGACUCUGGAAUGGUUUUGGCCUAGGGUUUAAAGCCCUACUCCCAGGUGCUCGGCCUGUGGAUUAGAGUCUGCUUCCCUGCAGUUGGAUGAAUAAUUGAUCCGCGUGCCACUCCCCCCAUGUUAGCAUACUUCUGCCAGUUAACCUGUGACCUCAGUUUUCUGUCAAAGUGGGUAGUCUCUGCCAGAGCAUUUUCAAUGAAAUUAAAUGUUUUCCAUGCAAAA
Molecule: messenger RNA, 2971 nt
Organism: Miniopterus natalensis
Lineage: Eukaryota; Metazoa; Chordata; Mammalia; Chiroptera; Miniopteridae
Gene: NAGK
Product: N-acetylglucosamine kinase
Molecular function (GO): N-acetylglucosamine kinase activity
Source: RefSeq, a predicted model, not a curated record